Molecule: messenger RNA, 2578 nt
Organism: Actinia tenebrosa (Australian red waratah sea anemone)
Lineage: Eukaryota; Metazoa; Cnidaria; Anthozoa; Actiniaria; Actiniidae
Product: QRFP-like peptide receptor
Biological process (GO): G protein-coupled receptor signaling pathway
Cellular component (GO): membrane
Molecular function (GO): G protein-coupled receptor activity
Source: RefSeq, a predicted model, not a curated record
UAGUCGCAUCGUGCAGCCGGCCGUGAAUUGUUUGUUUCAGCUUGGACGUAUAUUAAAACACUCCUAAAGCAAUCCAAAUACUUCCAGCCACAACACUAGAGGUUGAAACCAAGUCUGAACAAUGAAGGAUCAUUUUCACUGUGUUAGCUGAAGUGAAUGAAUAUUCAGUGACCAUAACAGCGGGGAACUGAAUCCAAUAUUGGAAUUUGAUUGAUAGUGACUCGAGAAAGCCUAAAGUUGGAAAGAAAUUUUGGAGCGAUUGAUACUACUGGCGUUGAGGAAGAUCCGGCAUCUCUAGGACACCUUCAAAAAUAUCAUAUAACACGACUUGAGAUCCAACCAAACACCAUUGGUAAAAUAUGGAGGUUAACGGAACCAAUACAACCCUUCUGCAACCGUGUUCAGAUCGAUCUCAACCGACGAAAUUCAUAGUCGUCAUUCAAAUCGUUGUUUACUCCGUUUUGUUGGCGUUCUCGUUUCUGGGAAACUCGCUGGUCAUGCUCGUAGUGAGUAGAACUAAUGAAAUAAGAGCAACUGUUAAUUUUUUCAUUUUCAACAUGGCCGUGUCGGAUCUGAUUUUUACCAUCGUUAUCACCCCGAGGGAAAUUACCGCCGUUGUGUCGGAUAUUAACAGGCCUUGGUUCCUUAGUGGCUUUAUUGGAAGCGCAACUUGUAAGUUAUGUUACUUUAUUCAGGACGUUUGCACUGCAGUGUCUAUGUUAACACUAGUGGCCAUAGCCACUGAUCGUUACUACGCCAUUGUCUUUCCCAUGAGAUCGGGUGUUAUCACUCCAAAAAUACGAAAGGUGAUGGUCAUUUCAAUAUGGAUUAUAGCAAUGGGAUUCAAUUUCCCUAAUUUCUAUGCGUUUAGUGUCAGAAGAUCCGAUAAAAAUAAGAACCUCGACGAAUGCGUUUUCGUGUGGGAUCAAAAGCAAGGACUCGCCUAUUUCUUGACAAGUUCUGCUUUUCUCUUCAUCCUACCCCUUAUGACAAUGAUAGUCAUUUAUUCCAUUAUUCUGGUUACUAUCAGAAGGCGAAAAAUACCCGGAAGUCUAGAAAGCUCGAGAGCGCGGCGACAUAAAGAAAGACGCAACCGUCGCGUGCUCAAAAUGGUUUUAGCAGUGCUGUUGGCAUUCCUGGUAUGUUGGCUACCAGUGAAUAUAUAUAUCUAUAUGAACUACUUUGGCUUGCACCAGCAAUCUACGUGCAACGGGAAAGACACCGUUCUCGUAGUCACACUUUUUCUUGCCUAUACUAAUGCAGCCAUAAACCCGUUCAUCUAUUUCGCUUUCAGUGAAAACUACAGACGCGCUGCAGUAAACAUCAUCAAGUUUAAAAGUAAGCGACAGCAAGCGAGACGAGAAAACACUUCGCUGUUAGCCAGGGCGUCUUCAGUACCAGCAUCCGUCAUUAAAAACCGAGCUCUCAAACUCCAUCUUGAGUUAAACGAAAUGACAGCUUUGGAAGAAGUGCAUAAUGGAGAGAGAUCAGAGUAAAGUAAUCCAGCCCUCGAGUGAGCCUAGACAAUCCAUUAAGACUAGCUACAUGCAAUACUACUAUCUGUAUUGACCAACUGUGCCUAUAUCACCGUUAAACGACGAGACAGGGAUAUAAAUCAUAAAAAAUAUGAUAUAUGAAUAUCUAUCUGUACAUUAUUUGAUUCCGUGAAUUUUUCAUGUACGUUUUGGUCAGUUUUAAGCAAUUCAGUGAUCUAUUAGUGCGAACCGCUUCUUAAUCUACAAAUAAUCAUCUUUGAGGGUAUUAGCGCUUUUAUGAAGACUAGURUAGGUAUAAUUGAUCACGAAAAAUAUCGUGUUGUUUUGAACUUUAGCGAAGUUCUCAUAUGGAAUUGAAUAGCUGUUAUAAUUAUUUGCGCGCCGCUUUGGCAGCAAUUAACACGGCGAUUUCCUGAUAAAUUAGUGUUUAAGGAAUGAAAAAUGAAGAAAUUUGGUAAACUUUCAUGGAAUAUUAAAUUAUAAUAACAUUUAAUUAGAUAUGAUCCAUUUAGGUAAGAAUAAAACCAUUAAAAACCGGAAUAUAGCGAAAAACAUUUUGGUUGUGUAGAAACGGGGAUCGACCCGAAAACUUUCAAUCGAAAAAAAAAAGAGGAUUAAUCUUAAAAUUUGCAAUUAUGAAGUACUUCGGCUUCCAUUCUUCCCCUGGGAACUAAAUAUCGCUAUUAUUUUAUCUUAAGCAUAAGAAAUAUUAAGACAGAUUCAUUUGUUUAUUUGAACGGAUUCAAACAAUUUAAUUUCGUAUGUUUAAGCUAGCGUAUUAGUGGCGGAUCACUGAUAUUUCUAGAGCUUUUUAAACGGUGACCUCUAUUAAUGGAGUUUUAGACGAUCCAUACUUUCCCGUCUGGAAAGAACUGAUUUCUUUUCCUAAGAAAUUUAAUCGAUAAAAAAAGAUAAUUAGUAGAAGAAAGGUACACAAAUGAGAACGGUGUAAAAUGACGUACAAUUGACAGGCUUGAAGUUGGAGGGUUGGAGCUGAAGUGAUUGUACAAAGAAAAAUACACAGAGCGAGAGAAAAAAAAAUGAUAUGCAAUCCAAAUAAAACGUUCGCCUUAUCAACUAAA